This is a messenger RNA of Mobula hypostoma (lesser devil ray), 8562 nucleotides long. Its product is annotated as transcription factor 4-like. Gene Ontology annotation, biological process: regulation of transcription by RNA polymerase II. The record is from RefSeq and is a predicted model, not a curated record. NCBI's taxonomy places the organism in Eukaryota, Metazoa, Chordata, Chondrichthyes, Myliobatiformes, Myliobatidae. Bases 1146 to 3236 code for a protein of 696 amino acids. Gene Ontology annotation, molecular function: DNA-binding transcription factor activity, RNA polymerase II-specific; RNA polymerase II cis-regulatory region sequence-specific DNA binding; protein dimerization activity. The transcript has 20 exons. Gene Ontology annotation, cellular component: transcription regulator complex; chromatin.
CAUUUUUAUUUUAGUUGGACAUUGCAAAGUACACAGUUGCAUUUACGUUUGGAAAGUUGCCUUUUGAGGAAUGGAGCUUCAGGUGCUGUCAAGUCAUGUUGAAUCAUGAUUGUUGCAAUGCAAGAAGAGGGGGAGCGUGCAAAUGAAUCGCAACCCGAGCAAGGGAGGAGAGCAGAUUAUUCUGCAAUGGAAGUGCUUGGACGAAGAUGUUGGGGGGGGGGGGGUUAAACAUUUGAAAGUUGCGAGGACCCUCAGGCAGUUUUGGAGACAGACAGCGCCGCGUAACGGCGGGUUACAAAAGGUCGGGAAUGUCCCGGAUAUAGAUUGGAUACAUUGUGGCUUUUUCUCUUGUUAAAAUGUCACAAUGUUAAAAGUGAGAGUAGCAAAUGUUUCCAGUCAAACUCUCAUCUUCCUAAACUAGAGACACGCUUUCCAUAAACUUUCAGAAGCUCACUGAAGCUCUGCAAAUCUGAGCCGGGGAAAAGCAACAAAGCAAAUAAACGCUGGGCAGAGACGGCAUCUGUGGUUUAUUCCCCCUUUAAAAGUUUAAGAUGUUAAAUAUUUGAGGGCAAACAAUUAAUUGGAUAAUAAGGAAAAGAGAGACCAAGGUAAUUUUUAAUGUGCCGAACCCUACAUCGCUGCAGUAAAAGUUUGGGGUCUCUGAUUGCAUUGGUGUGGUAGUUGCGAAGUCUAUUUUGAAUGAAAUAUUGUAGUCAGAAAGGUUAAAAUUGACAAGUGUUUAUGCUUAAAAGUUGGAUUUUGUAGCCGGUUGAAUGGAUAUCCAAAUUAUCCACUUGGGGAAUAUUUUUAGCAAGGCCUUUUUUUGGUAGGGUAGGGAUUUUUUUAAACGCAUAUUGUUGAUAUUUUGAUUCUCAUUCAGAAGAUGCGUGUGGUCAUUUGGAUGGGUGUUUGGAAGCGAAAUUGCUUUUAGCGAGAGAUGUGGAAGCUAGGAGUUUGAGGGGGAAUCGAUGUCGGCUUCAGUCAUUUUAAGUACCUCCUGUUGCAUAAUGAUGCUGCUACUCCAAUGAUUCCGUCUUGUUCGUUUGUGCAUUCGUCUGUUUUGCAACUCGAAGUCUGGUGAAUUGUUUAAAAUCGAGUGCGAAAGAAAUAAAACAUUAAACUUGGGAAUUCGUUUCUGAUUUUCCAUGUUUCUAGGCUUGUGUAAUUUUGUCAAAAUGCAUCACCAACAGCGAAUGGCUGCCUUAGGGACGGACAAAGAGCUGAGCGAUUUACUGGAUUUCAGUGCGAUGUUUUCACCGCCUGUUAGUAGUGGGAAGAAUGGACCAACGUCCCUGGGAAGUGGCCAUUUCGGGGGUUCAAAUCUGGAAGACAGGUCAAGCUCUGGAUCUUGGGGAGCCAGUGGUCAUCCCAGUCCUUCCAGGAACUACGCGGAUGGAGUACACUAUGAACAAGUGACCAACAGGGAGCUUGGAUCGCAUGACAACCUUUCUACGUCCUCGUUCAUGAACUCUCGACUCGUAGGCAAAGCAGACAGGACGUCAUUCCCAUUCGUGAGGGACUCAAGUAUGCAGGGUUGUCAGCUCCAUUUUAUCGCCAUGCGAAGAGGCAUGCGAUCAAAGUCCAAUCUCCUUGGGCAAGACAUAGGUAUGGGCAGUCCAGGAGCCUCAUCACCUACAGGUGCCAAACCUGGGUCACAGUAUUAUCCAUAUUCCAGCAAUAAUCCUCGUCGGCGACCAAUGCAUGAUUCCUCCAUGGAGAUGCCUCCGAAAAAGGUUAGGAAGGUGCCUCCAGGUUUACCAUCUUCGGUGUAUGCCCCAUCAGCAAGCACCGCCGAUUACAACAGGGAUUCACCGGGUUAUUCUUCCUCCAAGCCUCCUACCAGUUCGUUUUCUAGUUCAUUCUUUAUGCAAGAUGGGCAUCACAACUCUGAUCCGUGGAGUUCCUCUGGUGGAAUGAAUCAGCCCGGUUACGGAGGCAUGCUGGUAAACUCCUCCCACGUUCCGCAGUCCAGCAGUUACUGCAGUCUGCAUCCGCAGGAUCGUUUGAACUACCCAUCACACUCCUCAACGGACAUCAAUGCCAGUCUCCCACCGAUGUCCAGUUUCCACCGCAGUGGCACAAAUCACUAUGGUGCCUCAUCCUGCACACCUCCGGCCAAUGGAACAGACAAUAUCAUGGUGAGCAGAGCAGGAGCAUCAUCUGGCAGCUCGCAGACUGGUGAUGCACUGGGCAAGGCACUUGCAUCAAUCUACUCACCAGACCACACUAACACCAGUUUCCCUUCCAAUCCAUCAACGCCUGUUGGAUCUCCGCCAACUCUCACAGCAGGUACCUCUGUGUGGUCUAGAAAUGGAGGCCAGGGUCCAUCCUCUCCUAAUUACGAAGGCCCACUUCACUCUUUGCAAACCCGGAUUGAAGACCGCCUGGAGAGAUUAGACGAUGCCAUACACGUCCUGCGGAACCACGCCGUGGGACCGUCGACAGCCAUGCCCAGUAGCCAUAGCGAUUUGCAGAAUUUAAUAGGAGCGUCACACAAUGGACCAAUGGGUGGCUUGGGAUCAGGAUAUGGGACAGGUCUGCUGUCAACCAACAGACAUUCUUUAAUGGUGGGAGCUCAUCGUGAAGAAGGUGUUGGGCUUCGAGGCAGCCAUGCAAUCGUUUCAAACCAAGUGCCAGUCCCACAGCUUCCAGUGCAGUCAGCCACUUCCCCUGACCUAAACCAAUCCCAGGACCCAUACCGGGCCCUCUCCAGCAGCCUGCAAGGACAAAGCGUGUCAUCUGUCAGCUCAGAAAUAAAGUCCGAAGAUGAACCCGACGAGAAUCUGCAGGAUUCAAAACCCACAGAUGACAAAAAGGGAGACGAGGACAAGAAGGAUAUCAAGAUAUUAAAUAGGUCACUAUCUAGCAAUAAUAAUGACGAUGAAGACCUUACCCCAGAGCAGAAGGCUGAGCGUGAACGAGAACGGAGAAUGGCAAACAACGCCCGCGAGCGUCUGCGUGUGCGCGACAUCAACGAAGCAUUUAAAGAGCUAGGUCGCAUGGUGCAGCUCCACCUGAAGAGCGACAAGCCACAGACGAAGCUCUUGAUUCUCCACCAAGCAGUCGCUGUCAUCCUGAGCUUGGAACAGCAAGUCCGAGAGAGGAAUCUGAACCCUAAAGCAGCUUGUCUGAAAAGAAGAGAAGAGGAGAAAGUGUCAACAGAUCCACCGCCACUCUCCCUUGCUGGCGUCAAUCCGAGUAUGGGAGACACUUCCAACCAUAUGGGCCCAAUGUGAAAAGAGGCCCAUGGUACCAGAUCAACAAAAAUAAGUGAGAGACCGCUUCCUUGACAACUGUAUUAUCUUACAACAAUGUAAACACUCUGCCCAUCCCCUUCUUUUGUAAAACGGAGACACAUUAAAAGCAGUCACGAAAAUGAAUCACAGACGAGAGAGAGAGAGAGAGAGAGAGAGAGAGAGAGCAAGGAAAAAGAGAAUACUGCAUUCCCAACAAGCAAAGUACGACUUGGGGGACAAACUCUAACAUAUCAUUCAGAAUGUUGAGCAGUAUGUUGCAAGCUGUUAAUGUGCAGCCUGAAGACUGAACGGCAAUCUUCUCCACACUGUGGAAAAUGCAUUUGUGCCUGAACUUCUGUAAAAAAAUAAAAUUAAAAAAAAAAUCAAUUUGUAGGUUGAAAAAAAAAUAUUUAUUUGAAAUCGUAACCUUGCAAUAAUGAAAAGUGUACUUCUGAUAAAAAAAAAAGGAAAAAAUACAAUUUAACAUUUUGUUUUGUUGGUGUUCUAGUCAGCUAGUGUUUGUUCUCUGGAGAGAGUGAAGCUUUGCUGCCCGUCUACAUCCAGUAUUCACAAAAACCAGCAACUGUCCUAAUGGUAACGUAGGUGAUGAUUGCUUAGCCAUUCCUCUGUCUGCAUGGGAGUAACUGAUGGAAUAAUGGGCCUGUUGGUGAUGUAACCUGUAUCUCUAUUGCGAUGCCUUUUCUUUUGUGAUUUUUAAUUCCUGUUAUUCUCCUGCAGUUUCAUAGUAUUCGGUGGAAAAUAGGUCACACUUUCUGCCUUUUCAGAAAGACUUGUUUUUUGUUGGAAACUGAAAACUAGUGACAACACAGAGAUUUUUUGUUGAAUUUAGGUGUGAUAUUACGGCAGUUUAGCAUGGUUACUGUGUGGAACCCAACAAAAAUGAGUAGUUUAGGAUACAAAACCCCUGAUGACAGCACCGCUGUUAAGUAAACUUGGAGCCUGACAGAUUACUGCCUUUGCGUGGUUGGGUGGUGAUCAGAAGUCAGUGGCUCGGUGGACAAUGGCGUUGUUCAGUGGAACUGAGCCCUAGAGACCAGGAUUGAACCCCAGGCUCAAACUGUAAUGCUUGCUUAUUUGUCCGAUAUCAACCAAGCCGGUAAUACGGGAGCGACAACUGGGCACGCUCCUGGACUGGAGGAGGGAAAAGUCGGUCGGGAUUCUCAUUCCCCGUCACAAUGCAGGAAAAUCCAUGUGGAAUGAUGCUGGACUCGACUGUGAACUUACCCCCCACCCCCAGCCCCCCCCCCCCGUGCUGUUCCGUGCCUGGACUCAAUGCUUCCUGAGAGAGCUGGUGCCCAUCGGGACUAUGCUUCAGGACUGAGUUGAUCUUUGGGAGUGGAGGGGCAAGAAUUGGUUACUCAAAGAUGCAAAAAGUGGAGAACAAGAUGUCAUGUCAGUCAGUUAUGGUUAAAUAUAUAGGAACCCCCGACGCUCAUAUAAAUGGUGGUUCCUACUAUAAUAUAUACAAGAUAUUAUAACAGCAGAAGUAUCCAAUUGCAUUCCAUUUUUAACCAUUGUUCCUAAUACUGUAUGUGUGUGCUGUGUAUAUAUAAUAGUUUUAAGAAAUUGCCACUCCGUGUGACUGGUGUGACUUAUACGCCUGGACGUGAAACAAGAAAUCCUGCAAUUCUUCCUUUGACUUAUUGUGAGUGUUUUGGUUACCGAAGCUUAUCUACUUAUUUUCUUUUAGCGUCCGUACUAAAGCUGGAUGGCAUAGUCCCGCGCAGCAGAUUCCCUAUGAUCGACCCGAACAGAGAGCUUAUUCUAUGCAUGUAAUGAGUAGUGAAAACAAGUGCUUUCAGGCAGGUAUACUGCAGACUUAUUUAUGCAAUGUAACGUGAAGUAGGGUCUUACUUCUACGUAUAGAGAAAGUUAGGAUAUUACAGCAAGUUUGCUCAUUUCAAUCAAGAGCUGCACACUUAGAUACCCAAUACAGACCAUCUCAGUGCACAGUCUCUGCACAAGUUGCAUUUUCUCUGUGAGAUUAUUGCAUUAAAACAUUAACGAUAGACCUAGACAGUUUAGUAGUAUUAUUUGAUGCCCUUUGAGGACAGUCUCUUCCCUUAAGCCAGAAUUGUUAACGUCUCCAUUUAAACUGGGCCUUUGUCGAAGGCGUCAUUUACUCCUUCUGGUCUAAGAGCUCAUUGGGAACUGAAAAGUUCAAAGUAAAUUUAUUAUCAAAGUACAGAUAUGUCACCACAUACUACCCUGAGAUUUUUUGUGAGCUGCCUACAAAACAUCACCGCAUAUCGCCACCACAAUCUUGAAAAUUUUAAGAACCAUCGCCAUUGUUUACCUGUUGCCUACUCGAAGAGUAGAUAACUGCACUAAUGAGGGAAGUUAGUCACUGGCCAGUGCUGCUGCGUGGCCUCAGACACCUCAUAAGAUGUAGAGUGACUUGUUAUUCAGGUUUAAAUUGUAGAAAUAUCAGUGUCAAAACCCAAAAUGGUUCCUUGUCUGGGUCUGGACUUGGUUCAAUUCUAUGUGCACUGUAGAGUUCUGAAACUUGUACCUGGAUUUCCUCUCUCUCUCUAGAUUGGAGUACGUUCAUUGGUGGCUUCAGGGAUCUAGGUUACUGAUACCUGUGUUUAGCACCACUAAAUCCACAAGCCUGGCAUUCUAGCAGUUAAUUGGAAGGGGUUAUUCCCACCAAAUAGUGUACUUGUUUGGACACCAGAGAUUUUUUCCAGAAGCAAGUCCCUUUACCCCUUUUAGAGUCAUAGAGCACUACAGCACAGAAACAGGCCCCUUCGGCUGACCUAGUCUGUGUUGAACUGUUAUUUUGCCUAGUCCUUUUGACCUACACCUGGACUAUAUCCCUCCUGUCUAGGUACUUAUCCAAACUUCUCUUAAAUGUUGCGAUUGUGCCGACAUCUGCCACCUCUUCCGGCAGCUCGUUCCACACUUGCACCACCCUCUGAGUGACAUUAUUUAUUCACUUACACCAUGUACGUGUCACUGGCAAGGACAGCGUAGAAUGCCUUUAAGAACGUGGUGGUGAGAUACGUGCGACCUCUCAGUCCUUCUGUUGAAGGUGCUCCCACAGUGUCGUUCGGUCAGGAGUUGCAGGAUUUAGUUCCAGAGUUGUUGAAGGGGGCAGUGAGAUAUUUCCAGGUUAGGACAGUGUGCAGCAUGGACGCAGGAAUGGUUUGCAGUGGGCAGCUUUACCCAGCACAUUCCUUUGAACUUUCCCUCUCUCACUUGAAUACAUGCUCUCUUCACUUCUUACACCAUGGUGACCUGCAGGGAAAAAAAAAUUCUCUUGCUUUUGCCAAUGUUUGUUCUGUACAGUCUCACAGAGUCCAGCCAGAGGAACACCAUAACACCAUAAAGCAGAUUUAGGCCAUUCAGCCCAUCAGCUGCUCUGCCAUUCCAUUAUCGCCGACUUAUUACUCCUCUCAAUCGCAUUCUCCUGCCUUCGCCCUGCAACUUUUGAUGCCCUUACUAAUCAACCUCCGCUUUAAGUAUACCCAAUGACUUGGCCUCCACAGCCAUCUGUGGCAAUGAAUUCCACAGAUUCACUGCCUUCUGGCUCGAGAAAUUCCUCCUCAUCCCUGUUCUAAAGGGACAUCCCUUUCUAAGGCUGUGCCCUCCCGUCCUACUCUCCUCGAGAGUGGAGUGAGUCUGCUGUUGCCACACAUUUCUAACAUGCACCUUUUUCCAUUUGAAGGGGAAUUUUGGGAAUCCAAUCCCAGCGUGUUCCCAUUCCUGCCUGAUUUCCCAGUAACGUGUUAAGCCUCUUGCUUUUUUCCCCUCCUCUGGUAUUUCUAGUGAUGUUUAAAACUUGCAGAAAAUUGGACAUCUUGUACUGUAAUUGGAAUUUUUGUUUUGUAUUUUGAAAUGUGAGUCUUUUUGCGCUCAAGGGGGUUAAAGUCACAGACUGCAGUGAGUCUUAUAGUAUCAAUAGCCAUGAGAAGAAUGACAUUUAUCAGACUAUGGUUAAGGAAGGGUUCAGUGCCACAAAUUCCAGAUGAAUGCAAAGUACUUUUGCCCUGCCAGGUGUGAUGGUUGAGACAGAUUACAGGGAUUUAUACGAGACUCUUAGGUAGGCACAUGGAUGAUAGAAAAUGGAGGGCUAUGUAGGAGGUAUUGGUCUUCGAGUAAAUCAGAAUUAGAUUUGAUAUCACUGACACAUGUUGUGAAAUUUGUUGUUUUGCAGCAGCAGUACAGUGCAAUACAUUAAUAAACUAUAAAUUACAGUAAGAAUAACAUAUAUUAGAACGUUAAAUAGGUAGCACAAAAAAUAGUGUGGUAAUGUUCAAGGGUUGGUUCCUUGGCCAUUCAGAAAUCUGAUGGCAGACAGGAAGAAGCUGUUCCCAAAACAUCGAGUGUUUCAUGCCUCUGUACAUUCUCCCUGAUUAUUGAGGUCGGCACAAUUCGGUGGGCCGCACAGCCUCCACUGUGCUGUAGUAUUCUAAGUUCUAAACAGUCCCCUUAAAUUCUAACCUCUGCCUAGAGAGUGGAAAGGCAUGUCUCAUGGGAGGCUUUAACUUUGGCUCAGGUAUGUUUUGCACAGAUUCCAAUGUAUCAGAAAUCUGGUGCAAGUGUUUCAGGCCAUAUAUAACAUAACAAAAACAGCAAGAUAUCAGAGCACACUUUUGCUACCCACAGCACAAGCUACAUGGAAAUCUGAACGUGCUGAAAUAAUGUGUCUUGAUAUGCUUGAACCUGCCAUCACGUCUGGUCCCAGUAACGAAGCAUGUUCCAUGUACUAAGUGCUGUGGAAAAGGAUAUGGACCACAGCACAGAAGAUUAAAGUGUAACUGUUCCAUCAAUCCAUGCAAUUAUAGCAACAUUGCCCGCUAAAAUAUUUUAAGGCCGUUAAUACUUAAGGUUCUCAUUGGUUCAUUUCUUUUAAAUUCUUUAGUAAAUUAAAGACAACAGCGAUGAUUCUCAAUAGUGGAUAUGCAGUUUGCGACACUGACGAGCGCAGCAAGAUCUAGGAGCCUGAGCAGAAAUAAAAAGAGGCUUUGAAGAACUUUAUUCUAGUGUUUCUUUAAAGAACUUAGCAAUAACGAAUGAGGAAGUGUGCAUUAUUUGUGAAGAACGCUGGCCAGCAUUAGUUUAUGCAUGAGGUGAAACUUGGGAAACAAAUCAUAGCGACUAUCAAUGUAAAAGGGGUUUCAUAUAUUGUAUAUAGUUUUAAGAAAAUCCCACAAAUAAUCAUAUAGAUUUUGUUAUAUUAAACCUGAUGGAAGUAAGCAGUAAAGUAGGAGUUGGGGAAAAUAAAACAUCACUAUUGGUCAUUUUUUUUUUUGUUUACAUUCUUGUGGAGAAAGUUCAUAUGCUAGUUGGAAGGUUUGGU